Aspergillus tanneri is the source of this 1326-nucleotide messenger RNA. RefSeq names its product Zn(II)2Cys6 transcription factor domain-containing protein. Bases 1 to 1326 code for a protein of 441 amino acids. Gene Ontology annotation, molecular function: zinc ion binding; DNA-binding transcription factor activity, RNA polymerase II-specific. The record is from RefSeq and is a predicted model, not a curated record. Gene Ontology annotation, biological process: regulation of DNA-templated transcription. Lineage: Eukaryota; Fungi; Ascomycota; Eurotiomycetes; Eurotiales; Aspergillaceae. The transcript is spliced from 2 exons.
AUGCGCUCAGCUCCCUACCCAAGACCCACCCCUGCCAAAGACCAACAGCGUCCACCACGCAAAAAAGCCUGCAAAAGCUGUACAAAAUCCAAAGUCCGUUGCAAUCUUGAGCGACCCGCCUGUUCCCGGUGUAGGUCGCUGGCACGACCCUGCGAAUACACAGUUCCUCUGCCGGAAGCGCCAGCGUCUGAGCCAGACCCUUUCUCCCCGGCGGGGAUCAACUAUGCUGCACCGGGAGGUAGUAAUACAUCAGGUUAUUAUCCCAAUACAUCGGUAUUUGAUGCUUCACCACUAGAUGCAGCAGGGGUGGAUAUGCCACUUCUGCCGUAUAGCACUCCCAGCUCGUGGUCUAGGUCUUCUGGCCAGUCGCGGAGACAGAGACAGGUGUCGAGCGGGCGGAAUCAGAAUCAGGGGACGGGGCUGGAUUUUACGGAUGUGGUCCUCGUUCCCAGUGUUAAUGCAGAGGAUAUUCGGGAUCGAUGGUUACGUCCGUAUAUCUUGCCGCCUUUGGGAAGGGAUGAAGUUCCGAAGGUUUAUCAUCCGUUUACAGUACAGUAUAUAUCGCGCGUGUUGAGUACGUAUCCUCGGUAUAUGCUGAAGGAAGGUGGGGUUCCGCCGAUUAUACACAGUGCGCAGAGACAUGGGACGGAGAUGCCUCGUUCGCUGGCAAAUUGUUACAGUCUGGUGAGGAUGUGGGAGCAGGCUGUUCCUGGGAGUGAGAUGAUGGUUAUGAAUACGGUGGAGCAGGAGAUGGAGAGGUUGGCGGAGGAGCCUCCUAGCCAGAACGACUACGAUUGUCUCGCCGCUUUCCAGGCAUACCUCAUCUACUCGAUCAUGAUCUACUUCUCCCCAUUAAGCAGCACCUCCACCAUAACCGACAAAACCAUGAUCACUCUGAUGGAACUGGCCUUCCGCACCGCGCGAAGCGGACUCUUCUGCGCCUCGGAACUCGCCCGCACACGACCAACCUGGGAAGCCUGGAUACAGGUGGCUGCCAAACGCCGUUCCAUCUUCACCAUGUACAUGUUCAGCAGUGUAUACAACGCCGAUCGACUAUUACCGAACUUUGUAGCCGAUGAAUUGAGAGGCGUGUAUGCCCCGGGUAACAAAGCAUUAUGGGAGGCGGGAGAUCGCGAAUCGUGGGGAAGAGAGUACGAUCGAUACCUGCUGGACUGGGAGGACGGGCAACUGGAGAUCUCCGAGCUGUGGCGGUCGGAACAGACGGGAUCAGUGGAGCGCAGGAAACGGAUUGAGCGAUGGGUGCAGACAGUGGAUGAAUUCGGGAUGAUGAUGUUUGCUGUUUGUGCACAUAUCCAUGGGUGUUAA